AUGGCCCUCCUCUUUAAGAAAUAUGGUUUCGUGGUUCUAACUGGUGCUGCCAGCUUCACAAUGGUAGCUCAUCUAGCCAUCAACGUUUCCAAGGCCCGCAAGAAAUACAAGGUGGAGCAUCCUACCAUGGACAGCACGGACCCAGAAAAUGGGUGCUUCUUCAACUCCGUUCAGCGAGCCCACCAGAGCAUGUUGGAAAUUUAUCCUCCCUUCUUAUUUUUUCUAGCUGUUGGAGGUGUUUACCACCCGCAUAUAGCUUCUGGUUUGGGGUUGGCUUGGAUUGUUGGACGAGUUCUCUAUGCUUACGGCUAUUACACGGGAGAACCCAGCAAGCGGAAUCGAGGAGCCCUCAGAUCCAUCGCACUCAUUGGCUUGUUGGGCAGCACUGUGUGGUCUGCUUUCCAGCAUCUCAGCUGGGUGAAAACUGGCUUAACCAAUGGGUCCAAAUGCUGCCAUUGA
Choloepus didactylus (southern two-toed sloth) is the source of this 459-nucleotide messenger RNA. Its product is annotated as microsomal glutathione S-transferase 3-like. The record is from RefSeq and is a predicted model, not a curated record. The transcript has a single exon. NCBI's taxonomy places the organism in Eukaryota, Metazoa, Chordata, Mammalia, Pilosa, Megalonychidae. Gene Ontology annotation, molecular function: glutathione transferase activity; glutathione peroxidase activity. The coding region runs from base 1 to 459 and encodes 152 amino acids. Gene Ontology annotation, cellular component: endoplasmic reticulum; nuclear envelope; membrane.